CAGUAUUUUUAAAAAGCUCCCAAGAUAACUUAAUGUGCACCCCAGUGUGCGACCCAGGUCCCAGACCAACGAUUUCAUUUUGCAGUCAGGAAACUGAAGCCUAGAGAUGGGAACGUAUUCCAGAGGCACACAGCAAACUCCCUCUCUCAUACUGCAGAGCACAAAGCACUCGCCUCCUUUAUUUCUAUCUCUGAUCAUUUGCUUCCAUACAAAUAAUCACAUUUAAUCCUCACAACGCUGGAGAGGUGGUGGGCGGCCAUUACUCCCACUUUAGAGAAGACUGUCCAGGAACAAAACUGUCAAAGUGACUCGCCCAAGGUAGAGGUAAGAACCUAGAAUGUCCGGUCCCUGGUCCAAUGCUCUUUUAACCCCAUCCCAUUGUCAUAAACGGGUUCUAGAAUGAACAGGUCAGUGCUGUGAGGUGGGUUCCAGGUGUACAAGGGAGGGACUAUGAAGUGACAUUCUAGAAUGGUGGAAAGGGUAGGAGAGGAGGCAGGUGACUGUUCCCUCACAAACGGGGGCUUUGGGGCAGACAUGUCCUAUUUCAUGUCUCCACAAGCUCAUCAAGGUCUUCUGCCUUCCAGUCAAGGUGGGGCUGCUUCUCCGGGCGCAUCCCUUGGCCUCUAUAGUGCUGUAGAGCCAGUAGUGGUGGCCCCUGGUGGACUAGGCCCACUGAGCCAGAAACCUGAGCAGGUGGUGCCUGCUGCCCAGGCCCGGGGCCCGGCCCUGGCAGUGCCGGAAGCCAGGGGCUGCCCUGGGGGGGCUAACUGGGAGACCCUGCGGCGGAAGGAGUACAGCCGAUACCACCACAAGUCCCCCCACGCGAGGCAGCCGGAGAGCUUGGGCUGGGAGGACGGCUGCUCCAGAAACAGAGCUCCCCACCUGGGUGGCCCCAGCAGGCCUGGGCCCCUGCUGCUGUGUGGGCUGUCACCAGGGAUUUUACCCAUGUCCUCUGAGGCAGGGGGGAAGGAGGCCGGCUCCCAGCCUGACAUCUGCAUCCUUACCCUGGCCAUGAUGAUCGCUGGCAUCCCCACCGUGCCUGUCCCCGGCCUGCGGGAAGAGGACCUGAUCCGGGCAGCUCAAGCUUUCAUGAUGGCCCAUCCAGAGCCAGAGGGGGCUGUGGAGGGGGCGCGGUGGGAGCAGGCACGCGCCCACGCAGCCUCUGGGCAAAUGCCCCUAAAGAGAUCCAGGAGAGGCCAGCCUCCUGGCUCCUGCUUGUAGCUGGAUGAAAUAGCACCAGACACACAGGGUGGCUUCUCCGUAUGGUUUUUGGGCAGACAGGAUUGGGGGUGCCUGUGGCAAGGAUGGGGACAGGGCAGUCGUUGGAGCUGCUCUGACGAACGCAAGUCUUUCAUCAGGGUCCAGACCCCAGGAAGUUUCUCCAGAUAGCACUAAAAAUAGAUCUUAUCAGAGUAGUUAUGAUGAAAAUUACCUGAGGUAGGGGGCCCGGCUUGGAGUGGAGGUCGCUUUUAUAUUGUUUUGGGAUCCGAUCAAGAUUUCUUGUACAACGUCCUAGGCAAUGAGUUUUCCUCUUGCCUUACAUUUCCCGGCCAGCUGAGGGCAGGUGAUGGGAGCAGAGGCAAGGAAGGAAAAUGAACAGUUAUUUGAGCACCCACUGGGCACUGGGCCCAUUACAUGCAGGCUCUCCUUUAGUCUUGCCAAUGCUGUGAGAUCUCCAUUUUUACAGAUGAACAGAUUGAGCCUUUUUAAGGGCGGCUUGCCUGAAGUCUCAGAGCUAGUAACAGGCACAACUAGGCCUCAGAAAUCAGGCAAGGAACCAGGAUUUGCAUGUAGUGUCAGACUCCAAAGUCUUUCUGCGAUAUUUGCUCUGCUGCCUUCUAGAAGACAAAAAACUAGAUAAGUGCUGGAAUAGGCAACAUUUGACUUUAAUGACCUCUGGGUGGGGGAUAGGGGACAAAGGCUGGGAUCCACCUUCUCUGUGGGUCAGGUGAAUCAUCUAAUGACUGGGGAAGCUGUUACCAGGCCCCUGCCCUUGAUCUCCACUGUCUUAUCCUAGAGCAGGGGGUCACCUGUUUUUGCAAGGCCCUUGAGCUAAGAAUGGUUUUUAACCUUCUGAAAAGGCUGUCAACGCAAAACCAAGCCAAGAAUAUACAACAGAGACUGUGGCCAGCAAA
Messenger RNA from Leopardus geoffroyi (Geoffroy's cat), 2135 nucleotides. RefSeq names its product spermatogenesis associated 25 (gene SPATA25). The record is from RefSeq and is a predicted model, not a curated record. Gene Ontology annotation, biological process: spermatogenesis. NCBI's taxonomy places the organism in Eukaryota, Metazoa, Chordata, Mammalia, Carnivora, Felidae. Bases 469 to 1221 code for a protein of 250 amino acids. The transcript has 2 exons.